Lontra canadensis (Northern American river otter) is the source of this 1709-nucleotide messenger RNA. It is a transcript of the gene DGAT1, whose product is annotated as diacylglycerol O-acyltransferase 1. Gene Ontology annotation, cellular component: endoplasmic reticulum membrane. The coding region runs from base 1 to 1479 and encodes 492 amino acids. The record is from RefSeq and is a predicted model, not a curated record. The transcript is spliced from 17 exons. Gene Ontology annotation, molecular function: diacylglycerol O-acyltransferase activity. Gene Ontology annotation, biological process: triglyceride biosynthetic process. NCBI's taxonomy places the organism in Eukaryota, Metazoa, Chordata, Mammalia, Carnivora, Mustelidae.
AUGGGCGACCGCGGCGGCGCGGGCGGCUCCCGGCGCCGGAGGACGGGUUCACGGCCCUCGAGCCAGGGCGGCGGCGGGCCCGCGGCGGCGGAAGAGGUGCGGGACGUGGGCCCCGCGGGAGACGCGCCCGCGCCGGCGCCGGCCCCCGACAAGGACGAGAACGGAGGCUCCGACGUGGGCAGCGGCCACUGGGAUCUGAGGUGCCACCGCCUGCAGGAUUCUUUGUUCAGCUCGGACAGUGGCUUUAGCAACUACCGCGGGAUCCUGAAUUGGUGUGUGGUGAUGCUGAUCUUGAGCAAUGCACGGUUAUUUUUAGAAAACCUCAUCAAGUACGGCAUCCUGGUGGACCCCAUCCAGGUGGUGUCUCUGUUCCUGAAGGACCCCUACAGCUGGCCCGCCCUGUGUCUAGUUAUUGUGGCCAAUGUCUUUGCUGUGGCUGCGUUCCAGGUGGAGAAGCGCCUGGCAGUGGGUGCCCUGACGGAGCAGGCAGGGCUGCUGCUGCACGUGGUCAACCUGGCCACCAUUCUCUGCUUCCCGGCGGCCGUGGCCUUGCUGCUUGAGUCCAUCACUCCAGUGGGCUCCGUGCUGGCUCUGAUGGCGUACACCAUCCUGUUCCUCAAGCUCGUCUCCUACCGGGAUGUCAACCUGUGGUGCCGAGAACGAAGGGCCAAGGCCAGGGCCAAGGCUGCUUCCACAGGUAAGAAGGCCAACGGGGGAGCUGCCCCGCGCACCGUGAGCUACCCGGACAACCUGACCUAUCGUGAUCUGUACUACUUCCUCUUUGCUCCGACUCUGUGCUAUGAGCUCAACUUCCCCCGCUCUCCCCGAAUCCGAAAGCGCUUCCUGUUGCGGCGGCUCCUGGAGAUGCUGUUUCUGACUCAGCUCCAGGUGGGGCUGAUCCAGCAGUGGAUGGUCCCCACCAUCCAGAACUCCAUGAAGCCUUUCAAGGAUAUGGAUUAUUCCCGCAUCAUUGAGCGUCUCCUGAAGCUGGCGGUCCCCAAUCACCUCAUCUGGCUCAUCUUCUUCUACUGGUUCUUUCACUCCUGCAUGAACGCUGUGGCUGAGCUCAUGCAGUUCGGAGACCGGGAGUUCUACCGGGACUGGUGGAACUCGGAGUCCGUCACCUACUUCUGGCAGAACUGGAACAUCCCUGUGCACAAAUGGUGCCUCAGACACUUCUACAAGCCCAUGCUUCGCCGGGGCAGCAGCAAGUGGCUGGCCAGGACUGGGGUGUUCUUUGCCUCGGCUUUCUUCCACGAGUACCUGGUGAGCGUGCCUCUGCACAUGUUCCGCCUCUGGGCCUUCACGGGCAUGAUGGCGCAGAUCCCGCUGGCCUGGCUGGUGAGCCGCUUCUUCCAGGGCAACUACGGCAACGCGGCCGUGUGGCUGACGCUCAUCAUCGGGCAGCCGGUGGCCGUGCUCAUGUACGUCCACGACUACUACGUGCUCAACUAUGAGGCCCCCGUGGCUGGGGCCUGAGCUGCUCCACGGCUGGGCCUGUGGCCGCCUCCUCCCGCCUCACUGCCCAUGGCCGGAGCCCGCCGCCCCACCUGUGUGCUGGGGAGGGGGCCUGGCCGUCCGCAGGGCUUCUCUGCCCCUAUGGGGCUCCUUCCUGCCCUACUCAGGGACGGCAGCCCAGCAUCCCAGGAACCUGUGCCGACCCUGCCCAGGGGUCUGAGGGGAUCAAUAAAGUGCUGUCCGGAGUGGCA